Molecule: messenger RNA, 782 nt
Organism: Trematomus bernacchii (emerald rockcod)
Lineage: Eukaryota; Metazoa; Chordata; Actinopteri; Perciformes; Nototheniidae
Exons: 4
Coding region: 161-652 (163 amino acids)
Source: RefSeq, a predicted model, not a curated record
GUUGUAACAGACGAAGUUGUCUCUUAUGGCUUUGAAAGACAAUACUGUGGGGAGCUGCAAAGCACGCCUUUAAGAAUAUUACAUAGCUUACAUAGCAGACAUUCGGUGGAAAGAAGUUGUGACGAGUGAAGCGCCAUCUGUCCAUCCCUGAAGAGGCGAGAUGUCGAGGCCCCCGUCCUCCCAGACCACCCCUCAGUUCUACAGGGUCAGCGAAAGAGAUCUCACCGAGAUCGAGCUUCAUUCGGUGGACUCCAUCAACGAUCUCCACCGAACACACCAUGAGAACAGCAACAAAGGGGUGAGACCUCCUCGUCCUGCAAACUCCCCCUCCUCCAAUGGGAAUCUCUACACAUGUGACAUGACAGCUGUCAAUCAAAGAGGCCGUCUAAACAGCAGCAAAUGGCAGAGUCGUCUGCAGGAUAUGUUGACCCCCAGUUCAUCGCGGGCCUACGCCAUGGGCUGUGCUAUCAUCACGCUGCUGCUGCUCACCGUGCUACUCAUCUUCUACUUUUUGGUCCAGCAGGGUGGAGCCAUCCAGAUGCUGACUGAGGCUGUGAGGGAGAAAGAGGCUGCAGCCACAGAGCUGUCUCUGCUGAUCCAACAGCUGCAGGCACUGAGACACAACCUGACAGCUUCAGGAGGAGGGACAUGAUAUGCACAGAACACUAAACCUGGAUGCACACACUGGACAUGAGAUGCUUGAACAUGCAGUAAAACUGGGUUUUACAGUCGAUUUUCCCUAAGUGUUGUCUGUGUUUAGGAUUAAAUGUUACUGAUGUAAU